This is a messenger RNA of Lindgomyces ingoldianus, 1754 nucleotides long. RefSeq lists its product as uncharacterized. NCBI's taxonomy places the organism in Eukaryota, Fungi, Ascomycota, Dothideomycetes, Pleosporales, Lindgomycetaceae. The record is from RefSeq and is a predicted model, not a curated record. The transcript has a single exon. The coding region runs from base 205 to 1650 and encodes 481 amino acids.
UGAGAAGCGACCUAGCUGCUUGAGGUAUCCUUUAUUCUUAGCCUCUCUUGUCCCUUUCCUGACCCAAUCAGGUGCACUAGUACAGGCCGCAAAUGUGACGGGUACGCCCAAACCAAGCAAGACUACCAAAUCCAAGUGUUCAGCCACAAUCAAGCAUCCGGUUUCCAGAGUGCCAUACCAACGGUUCCCGGAUUCGGUGAUAACAUGCACGAUCUGGAGUUCUACCAUUAUUGUGCUGGGCCCACUCUGGCCAGCAGAUUCGACAACGAGUUCUGGUCGCGGAUAUCCCUUCAGAUGGCCUACACGGAACCAGCAGUGCGUCACGCCCUUGUCGCUUUAGGGUAUCUCAGUAGGCAGGAGACAGGCAGUUUAAAGCAUGCUCGGCUAGGGUUUACGAACGGUGAUAAACGCAAACUUUUUUUGCUUCACUACAACAAGUCUGUUAGGCAUCUCGUUCACCGCAUAGCUGAGCCGUCCUACUCACCCGAAAUCGGGCUUGUUACUUGUGUUCUCUUCGUGUGCAUCGAGUUUCUGCGGGCAGAUUACCACACAGCAUUCACACACAUGAGGAAUGGACUUAAGAUCAUUUCUGAGUUACGGCAAACACGCCAGACUGACUCGCCGAUCCAAACGCCUGAAGGGAUUCAAAGCGGUUCCACCACUCCAACGGAUAUGAUUGAAGAAAAGCUUGUGCCAAUGUUCAUUCGGGGAAUGGCAUCUGCUCUCUUGUAUGGUGUGAGUGUUGAGGACGACUUCGCGGUACCGUGUCCACUUCCGCAAUCCUUCCAGGAGCGACGUUUCACUAGCAUUCGUGAGGCCCAGUCUUCCUAUCACGAGAUACGGAACGCUGCUAUCGUGUUCACCCGCCAAAUGGCCAUAAAGCUCAUCCAGCUAAUCCCAGUGACGGUGGAGGACUUUCUACGCCGCUAUGGGAUCCUGGAAUGCCACCGCGCAUGGUACGAGGCUUUUCAAGAGCUAGAAUGCUCUCAGAUAUUAUCCUUAGAGGACAAGGUCACCAUUAGCGCCCUAAAAUUAUCCUACUACGCAACCUACAUCUUCGCAGCCUGCGCAACAGACGUCCGUCAAAUGUCCUUCGACGCCCAUCUCUCCAGCUUCAAAGCGCUCCUGCACCACGCGAAAAUCGUCUUUAAUUUCAUGGACCUUGGGAACCUCGAGGACCCCCAAGCCAAACCAUCUUCCCGCUCCGCUGCUGCAAACUUUACAUUUGAAAUCUCCAUCAUACCCUCCCUAUACUUCACCGCGACGCGCUGUCGGUGUCCCACCACCCGCCGCGAAGCCGUCUCUCUCCUUUCUCUCAAUCCACCCCGCGAGGGCCUCUGGGACCCAGAGCAGCAUGUCGUCGUGUCCAACCGUGUCAUCGAGAUUGAGGAGAUGGAGGUAGAUGAGAAAGGGUGGCCGACGGAGGAGAUGAGGCUCUGGAGUACGGUUAUCGAUGCGAAUAUGGAUCAGACUGGUGGCUUUUGGGUAGACUUUUUGCCGGCAAAGUGGGUUGGGAGCUUUGAUGGAGAGGGAAGGCAGAGGCUAAGAAGUGAGUGGUUUGUUCUAGGGGAACCUUGGACGAGUCCUCCAUCCCGAUAUUCAGAUCCCCUGAGAAUUAUGUUUUCCCCUAACACAGCUCCUUUGCAUUAAUUUGUUAGGAACCCACUUUCCAUUCCAAAGAUCCUACUUGCGCUAUUUAUUUUUAUACAACCAAAAAGUCUUGUUAUUUGGACAUAUAUUUGAGAAGAUAGAAG